GUGCGGAGACGUCACUGAUGGUUAUAUAGGCUGCAGCUGUGGCGGCGGGCUCGCGCUGCUUGAGGACAGAGGACCGGCGGCGCGCGCUCCCACUCUCCCCAAACAAAGAAGCACGCGAGGCAGCUCCGCAUCCACUCAUCCGCCAGCUCCCCGCCCCUGUCAGGCAGAACCGGUCCAGAGGCCACGAUGACCGCUAACGGCGCCGCCAACGGAACCAGCGACAUGCUGCAGAUCCAGUUCGGCCUCAUCAACUGCGGGAACAAGUACCUGACCGCGGAGACGUUCGGCUUCAAGAUUAACGCGUCCGCCAGCAGCAUGAAGAAGAAGCAGAUCUGGACCCUGGAGCAGAGCGGGGACGAGUCCAGCGGGGACGUCUUCCUCCUCAAGUCCCAUCUGGGCCGGUACAUCGCCGCCGACAAGGACGGCAACGUGACCGGCGACAGCGAGAGCCCGGGCCCGGAGUGCCGCUUCGUCAUCACCGCGCACGAUGACGGCCGCUGGUCGCUGCAGUCCGAGGCGCACGGACGCUACCUGGGUGGCACCGAGGACCGCAUCCUCUGCUUUGCGCAGAGCGUGUCUGUGGCGGAGAAGUGGAGCGUGCACAUCGCCAUGCACCCGCAGGUCAACCUCUUCAGCCUGACGCGCAAGCGCUACGCGCACCUGAGCGACAAGGUGGACGAGAUCGCCAUCGACCGGGACGUGCCGUGGGGGGUGGACUCCAUGAUCACGCUGGUGUUCCGGGAGCAGCGCUACCACCUGCAGACCUCCGACAACCGCUUCCUGAGGAACGACGGCGCGCUGGUGGCCACCACGGACAGGAGCACCGGCUACACGCUGGAGUUCCGCUCCGGGAAGGUGGCCUUCAGGGACUGCAGCGGCAGGUACCUGGCCCCCUCCGGGCCCUCCGGCACCAUGAAGUCCGGCAAGAGCGCGCGGGUGGGCAAGGAUGAGCUGUUCGUGCUGGAGCAGAGCCACCCGCAGGUCGUGCUUACCGCCGGGAACGAGAGGAACGUCUCCACCCGUCAAGGCAUGGACCUGUCGGCCAACCAAGACGAGGAAGGCGACCAGGAGGUGUUCCAGGUGGAGAUCUGCCGUGAGAACAGGAAGUGCGCGUUUCGCACCGCUGCUGGGAAAUACUGGACCCUGACGGCCAACGGCGGCCUGCAGUGCACCGCCUCCACCAAGUCGGCUAAUUGCUACUUUGACAUCGAGUGGCGUGGCAAGCGGCUGACUCUCCAGGCUGCUAACGGGAAAUACGUGGCCGCCAAGAAAAACGGCCAACUGGCGGCGACCAACGACACCGCAGGUGAAACUGAGGAGUUCAUCAUGAAGCUGAUCAACCGGCCGUUCAUCGUCCUGCGAGGAGAGCACGGCUUCAUCGGCUGCAGGAAGGUGACCGGGACUCUGGACUCCAACCGCUCCUCUUACGACUACUUCACCCUGCAGUUCAGCGACGGCGCGUACAACCUGCAAGACUCCACUGGGAAGUACUGGAUGGUGGGGAACGAGCAGUCGGUGGUGAGCAGCAGCGACACGCCCGUCGACUUCUUCUUCGAGUUCUGCGACUACAACAAGCUGGCCAUCCGCCACGGCGCCGACGGCAAGUACCUGCGCGGGGACCACGCCGGCGUGCUGAAGGCCAACGCCGACGACCUGGAAUCUGCCACGCUCUGGGAAUACUGAGGAACCAGAACACUGCCAGUCCAUUUGGGCUACCUUUCCCCCCCACCCCCCCACCCGGUAUAAUAUCUGUACUUCUGAUUAGAUGUUGAUUAAAGUGCACAGAGAACAGCCAGGCCGAGGAAGGAGACGCUUCUCUCCCUCCCUUUCCUUCCUUUUUAUCCUUCCUUCCUCAGUUUCUCAGCCUGAGGUGCCAACCUUCGUCUGUUGCCAUAGUUACCACAGGCACUUUUUGUUCUUCCUGCUUUGAUAGUUUGCUGCUCCAUCCCUCCCUGACGUUUGCGAGCAGCAGAAAUGUAUGUCAGAACCGAGCCUUCUUCUGAACCCAAUCAGAACCAAUCACCUUUUUGGGUUUGUGCAGUUUGAGUUCUGGGUUGUUCCUCAUGAGCGGGUCGUCGUUCCUGCUAUGACUGUAAAAUAGAGUGGAUCUGAUGAAGAUGUGGAUCAUGUAGCUGCUCAUCUUGUGUGUCUAAAAGAAACGUGUUCAGAUGCAAGCAAACUUGCUCUGUUCUCGUCAGGGUUUCCCGGAUGGAGCAGGAAGUCGAAACUCUUGUCCAAACCCCCAUGUUAGAGUUUGAGUCGUCACGGCAACAGCAUGAUGAGCAAAUCGGGACCGUCGCAGCCCCAAUGUGUGCGUCUACUGCACUUUGCAUGGAAGAAAACGCGCACGGUUUUGUUUUCUAGGCACAGAUGUGUAGGUCGCCAUGGUAACUAAUGAAAUAAUUUAAAGCUGCUCUGAAUUAAGAAACUUUCAUCUCACGUCAAACUGGUCAAAUCUGGUGCUACUAACGACUCAUCUCUGUCAGGACAAACUGUGAUUCCUCCUGUUGCCCCAAACCUGCUGCUGCUUCACUUUCAUUCCAGUCUCAACCUUCUCGACGGCAUUCUUUCUCAUUGUUUUUUCCUGGGUUUUUCUGGAAAUGAAGGAGAAAAUGUGGAUUUCUUAUUGAAUAGUUUAAUAACUUAGUCCUCUUGUCUCGUUUCGUCUGGUUUUUGCAGCACCUUGUAUCUCAGCAGGUCAUUCCCUCUGGAGUAGAACUCCACAUCUACCACCAGAGUCCAUAGAAAUUCUCAGAUUGUAGUUGGUCCCAAAGUUUUUUCUCACUUUCUGAAAAUGUUUGGAGUGGACGUGUGAAUGCAGCAGUUCUCAGAGGAACUCGCCUGGAGACAGACGGAUGUGGAAGGGUGACUGUGCCUUACUCUUGACUCGUCAGGCAGUAGGAAAACGAGAAAAUUUAGCGUCCACAUCUUUGCUUUGGGAAACUGGAACUUCUUUUUGUAUUAUUUUGUACAAGUAUUAUUCUUUUGAUAUUGUGGAUGACUCUCUUGUGCCAUUGGUUCACCUGAAAUCCAACGACCAAUAAAAACUGGGUUUGAAACGCAA
Molecule: messenger RNA, 3064 nt
Organism: Oryzias melastigma (Indian medaka)
Lineage: Eukaryota; Metazoa; Chordata; Actinopteri; Beloniformes; Adrianichthyidae
Gene: fscn1a
Product: fascin actin-bundling protein 1a
Exons: 5
Coding region: 187-1683 (498 amino acids)
Biological process (GO): cell migration; actin filament bundle assembly; establishment or maintenance of cell polarity
Cellular component (GO): filopodium; microvillus; cytoplasm
Molecular function (GO): actin filament binding; protein-macromolecule adaptor activity
Source: RefSeq, a predicted model, not a curated record